AUGGAUUUAUUACUUGAACGUCAUCAAUCUGUCAUUCGUCAACUUCGUAAAGGUGAACCAUCAAAAGAUGUAAAAGAACUAUUCAAUGAAAUUGUCUUAUUUUUAAAUCAUACAAUACAUAAUGAAACUGAUGGUCUUCAUAUUUUAUCUGUAAUUUGUUAUGAAAUGGCAAGAUUUACUACUUUAAAUUUUUUUAAUGAUCCCGAAAUAAUAAAUCAUAAAUUUUUUCUUAUACUCAAUAAAACAUUUCAAAUGUUAUUCACCAAAUUAACUUUUGUUUCUUUAACAAAACAAGAUGAACAAUGUAUUGAUGGAAUUAGUUUAUUAAUAAGAAAUUUAUGUUUAUAUAAAAAUAAAAUAUCAACAAAUUUUUAUAUUGAUAAUAAUGAAAAAUUGAAUCCAGAUAAUAAAGAAAUAUUUAAAUUACUAUCAUAUGAAAAAAUAUUUUUUACAGAAUUAUUUAUUAAAAAAUUUGUAAGACUUAUAGAAAAUGAUAUAGUUAUUAAUAAUUAUGAAUCAUAUCAUAUUAAAUAUAAAAUUAUUGAUCGUUUACUUCAUAUUUUUAUAAAGUUAAAUGAUAUUGAUAAAAGAUUAAUUCUUGAUUCUAUUGUUAAAUGUUUAGAAUCAAAAAUUUAUACAAAUUUAUAUAAAACUAUUAAUCUUAGCCAACAUAUAUUAAAUCCACAGCAAUCAUUCUUUAUGUAUACAUGUCCAAAAUUUAUUCGUUUAUGUAGUUACAAACAACAGGAUGACAUAUCCAAUACAUUAUCGAAAUCAAUAAUAAAAUAUCAUGAUGAUAUUUUUGAAAAAUAUUCAUCGAGUGUUUCAGAAAGUGAAGUUACAUUAAAUCAAUCGAUCGCUUGGUAUGUUGAAUUAUUAAAUCAUAUUGCUUUAACUCCGACAACAAGAGAGUUUUUUAUCAGAAAAUUCGAUGCCGGUAGAACGGUAAUAGAUCAAGUAAUUAACAUCUUAAAAGAAAAAUCGUUAAUAAAAAGUGUUAGUGAAAAUAUUGAAUUAUUUCAUCCUGAUGUUGCUCUUAUGUCAUAUUCAAUAACUGUGUUAUAUAACUUAACAUUUGAGAAGAAAAUCUUUUAUGAUUUAAAAGAUAAAAAAGUAAUAGAUAUUUGUAAACCAUUAUACAAAGCAAGAGACAAAACAAUACAAUUCGCAGCUCGAACACUAGCUGCGAUUUUGAAUAAAGAAGAUAUUGAUAAAAUAAAUAAUCCAUCGAUAAUAGCACGAUCUUAUUUAUAUCUUAUUAAAAAUACAAUUGACGAUGUAACACUUACAUAUCAUGGAAUUAAAUUAGAUGGUGUGUUAACCAAUCUUGAAGCAAUUGUUCAAAAUGAUGAUGUUAAAGAGGAAAUUGUUAAUGAUGAUGAUGGUAUACCAUUAUUAGCAAGAUGUGCAUAUGAAGAAAAUCUAGAUAUCGAAACAAUUCAAAUUCCAGCUCUUCGAAUUAUUGAUGCAGUUUCAUUUGUAAAUGAUUCAGCUGUAAAACAGAUAAAAGAAAAUGAUGAUCUAAUGGAUCAUGUUAAAGAUUUAUCCAAUAAUAAUGACAAAUAUCAAAGAGCAAUAGCUAAGCGUAUUUUAUGGAAAGUCGAAAAAGAAGUUGAAUUUAUGUCCAAACAAGAAAAACAAAAAAAACAAAAUCAAAUAAAAAUAAAAAAAAUUUUUGAUGAAAAACAAGCUGUUUAUCAAUAUGUUCGAGGUGAUCAUCAUUUUAAUUUAACUGAUCAUAAAACUUCAGAAAAAUUUGAUCUUAUGAUAAGUUAUUAUCCAGAUGAUAAAGAAAUCUGUUUGAAAAUUUAUAAUCGUUUAAUAGCAUCAGAUUUUUAUCGAAUUUUAUUUGAUAAAGAUAAUUUACAUUGUUCUAAUCCAAGAAUUAUGGCAGAAGCAAUUGAAAAAUCAUCUAUUAUUCUUAUGUGUUUUUCAUCUAAGUAUCGAAAUUCAUAUGCAUGUCGAUUAGAAGCUGAAUAUGCUAAGAAACGAGAACGACCAAUUAUUCCAGUAAAAAUCGAUCAUCAAUAUGACCCAACAGGAUGGUUAGAAAAAAUUAUUGACAAUAAAAAAUAUAUUGAUUUUACAAAAUAUGAAUUUAAUAUAAUGUUUGCUCAAUUAAUUGACGAAAUCAAUGAAGUAAAUGAAAGAAUCAAUAAAAAAUAA
Messenger RNA from Rotaria sordida, 2166 nucleotides. NCBI's taxonomy places the organism in Eukaryota, Metazoa, Rotifera, Eurotatoria, Philodinida, Philodinidae. The record is from the annotation of a GenBank genome assembly.